CUUUAUGUGUCGUUUCUUCGCCAAUCUCUUUAAUUUUCUUCUUUGCAAACAAGACUCGCGUGUUUCUCUUCGUAGUUUAUUAUUAUCUGUUUUUGUUUACAUCUUCCCCGUUAAGUUCUAACUCUUCAACAGAAUUGAUUAUUUUAAAUACAGGAUUAUGAAUCUAUGAUCUAUCUGGAUUUUCCAAUUUAAACUUCUUGCACAGAAGAAUAUUGUGAGAAUUCAAUUGGAAAUCAAAUACAACGCAAAGGCGCAGAAGAAAUGAGAGAAGAAAAUGAUUAUGAAGCAGCACCAAGCGAGAGGACGUUAGGUUUAACACCAACUUGGUCUGUUGCUACAGUUUUGACUGUCUUUGUAGUUGUUUCUUUGAUCGUUGAGCGUUCCAUUCAUCGGCUUAGUAACUGGCUACAGAAAACAAAGAGAAAACCUUUGUUUGCUGCAUUGGAGAAAAUGAAAGAAGAAUUGAUGCUGCUCGGAUUCAUAUCGUUAUUUCUUACCGCUAUCUCUAGCACAAUAGCUAACAUAUGCGUAUCUUCAAGUUUCUACAACGACAGAUUUGUUCCAUGUUCCCGGUCUGAGAUUAAUGAUGAACUUCACAGUACCAUUUCAUCUGUCAAACGGACUCCGUUAACGAGAUCUCUCUAUUUCCACAUCUUGAGGAGAAGAUUGGUUGGCAUUAGCGAGACUACUUGCAGCGAGGGACAUGAACCAUUUGUUUCUUAUGAAGGCAUGGAACAAUUGCAUCGUUUCAUAUUUAUAAUGGCAGUCACACACGUAACUUACAGCUGCUUGACAAUGCUCCUUGCAAUCGUGAAGAUUCAUAGUUGGAGGAUCUGGGAAGACGAGGCUCGAAUGGAUCGAAAUGAUUGCUUAACUGUGGUCGCGCGUGAAAAGAUAUUACGAAGGCAAACAACAUUUGUCCAGUAUCAUACAUCUGCUCCUCUUGUCAAGAACAAAUUACUAAUAUGGGUGAUAUGUUUCUUCCGACAGUUUGGACACACUGUUGUUCGUCCUGACUAUCUUACACUCCGGAAAGGAUUCAUCUUGAACCAUCACCUAACAUUGACCUACGAUUUUCAUAGCUAUAUGAUCCGUUCUAUGGAGGAAGAGUUUCAAAAGAUUGUUGGUGUCAGUGGCCCACUUUGGGGAUUUGUAGUUGCUUUCAUGCUUUUUAACAUAAAAGGAUCAAAUCUUUAUUUCUGGAUAGCGAUAAUUCCAAUCACUCUUGUUCUUUUCGUUGGUGCAAAGUUGCAACAUGUAAUCGCAACUUUAGUAUUGGAAAACGCUGGGAUAACGGAAUAUGCUUCCGGUGUAAAGCUGAGACCUCGUGAUGAACUUUUUUGGUUCAAGAAGCCAGAAUUACUGUUAUCCCUUAUCCACUUCAUUCAGUUUCAGAAUGCUUUCGAGUUGGCUUCUUUCUUCUGGUUUUGGUGGCAAUUUGGAUACGACUCUUGCUUCCUCAGGAAUCAUUUACUUGUUUAUUUGCGACUUAUUCUAGGGUUCUCUGGACAAUUCCUAUGUAGCUACAGCACAUUACCACUCUAUGCACUUGUCACUCAGAUGGGGACGAACUACAAGGCAGCAUUGUUACCUCAGAGGUCGAGUCGGAACACCGCUCUUGCGACCUUGUGCUUCAAUAACCUUAACGAGUUUGUCAAGGUUAGAGACAGAAACCACAGAAUCACUUUCAAGAUCGUCCUCGUUGCCAGCCAAAAGAGAAUGUUAAGCUAG
Thlaspi arvense is the source of this 1731-nucleotide messenger RNA. The record is from the annotation of a GenBank genome assembly. NCBI's taxonomy places the organism in Eukaryota, Viridiplantae, Streptophyta, Magnoliopsida, Brassicales, Brassicaceae.